AGGCUGGACUAUGUGGACGGUCAGAGCAUGCGACUGGAACAUGAACUCGUCGUUCUGCGACAAAAGGUGCUUGUGGCUCUGAGGCAUGCUACCAGUCUUCAAACACACAACCUGGCUAACCAAGAGCUUGAGGCUGAGCUCGUGAAAGUACAGCAACUGACGAAAGAUCUGCAGAGACGCAGAAUGGACCUUAGUCACCAGGUGAAAACCAUCACUGAAAGGACUUUCUCGAGCAGCCACUUGAACCACCUAUCAAGGGAACAGCUUCAGCAAAAUCAUGCAGGGAUUUCAGACUCUGGACGAGAGUAUUAUCCGCCAUUCAGUCACGUUCGUCGAGCCUCGUCCGGUAGCUUUCCCGAAAACAUCACCGAGAAACCCAGCGCAUUUGAUCCGUGGAUGAGACAUCAGCAACAACAUCAAAAUAUGCCCGGAGUUUGGAGAUACUCGGUGAGGAACAGACCGCACAGUUCGAGCCACGAAUCCCUCAUGAGCUACCAUCAACGGCAGAUGGCCCAGUGUGAGAAGACUACUGUGGCCUGGGCUAGGCCAGCUUCAGCGAUGGCCGCCCCGGUUGCGCGACAGGCUUUCAGUCCGUUUCCUCCGCCGCCGUAUCAACACGCGCCGCCGCCACCGCCGCCUUCUGUCGUUUCGCACCAGCGCGGGAAUGAAAACUAUCAUUCCGACAACGACCUUCACCUCAAGCAAUUUCAGGGGAUUCCAGCCAAGGAGCGGUCAUUGGAGAUCAAGACAGUGCGGUCGGUGAAACGCGAGAGCCAACAACGUCAAAAGGACCGCACUCGACGACAGACCCCGGAACCCGUGAUCGUGUCUUCGCCCGGGGGCGAGAUCUCGUCUGUGUGCAACAGCAUCUCGUCGACCAACUGGGCCGACUCUUCCUUGGACCUCAAGCAGCGCGAAGAACUGACCAAGGACGAGCAAGAACUGUUGUCGGAGCUCGAGAACCCGCAGAUCGUCUUGGAAACUGACCCCGUCCUGUCGCAAUUUCACCGCUCCAUGUCCUUGCCGAGGAACAACAAUCAUCGCAAGAAUAACACUUGGCAGCAUCAGCAACCCGUGAAGAUGAAUCCUGGUCAACAACAACAUCAGCAGUUGGGACAUCCUGGUUCUGGGCGAACGCAUGAGUUGAAUGGAAGGGCUUUCGAAGAGCAGUUGUCGCAACGUCGUCAGGAGAUGGCGCGGCAUUUGCGCCAAUACCCGAGACUGCGACGGAAGCACCACACCGUGUCGAGUAGUCAGCCCAUCACCCUGGAAAACACCCCGCACUUUUCCAAAAAGAAGAACCCGGCUGCUGGAGGAAAGUGGGCAGAUGACCUAGACAUGGAGCGUGCCUUGAGAAGCCCCCACAACCGCCUCAGCACGCCAGAUGUCGUUCGUUCCACCAUCACCAAGAAGAAGGAGCUCAGGUAUAAUGAAGAGACUAUUGACACGAUCCUGAGUAAGCCGAGGAAAAUCAACAUUCCCGAGAGAUACGUACCUGAGAACGGGUCGUCCACCAAGACGCCGGGAAUGGCGUCCCGAACAAGUACAACGACGGAGGAAAACGGCCACGACGGCACACUCAUGAAGGCCAAGGUUGAGGCGGAGAAACGCCGUCGCGAGCACAUGCUCGCCUUGAACCAAGCCCUGGCCAAGGAAGUGAUUGAGAGAACGAAAAUCGUUGCCGCUCGCCGCAUGAGUUGUCCGAGUCCCCAAGGAAGCAGCUCUGAUGAUGAUCAGGAAGAAGGUUCUUGUUGACCACCUCCGG
Molecule: messenger RNA, 1765 nt
Organism: Notodromas monacha
Lineage: Eukaryota; Metazoa; Arthropoda; Ostracoda; Podocopida; Cyprididae
Source: the annotation of a GenBank genome assembly